UCAAUACGAGGGGUUGAGCUCGAGGUCAAAUAUAAUUGACUUGGGGCGGUGUCGGUUUUGCAGAGACGAGCGUGGUUUUCGUUGGUGCGUGGAGGAAGCAGAGAGAUGGAUGAGGAGAAUGGUUACAGUGGGAGUAGCAGCUCCAAUUUGGAGACUUUGAAGGCGGAGAGAUCUGUGUGGUUAAUGAAAUGCCCUUUGGUGGUGGCUAAGUCAUGGCAGACUCAUCCUCCUUCUCAACCUCUUGCUAAGGUCGUGCUCUCCCUCGAUCCUCUCCACCCUGAAGAAGAUCCCUCUGCAGUUCAGUUUACAAUGGAGAUGGCUGGCUCUGAAGCUGUGAAUAUGCCAAAAACUUAUUCAUUGAAUAUGUUUAAGGACUUUGUUCCUAUGUGUGUCUUCUCUGAGACUAGCCAAGGUGGCAAGGUUGCAAUGGAAGGGAAAGUAGAACAUAAGUUUGAUAUGAAGCCCCACGGUGAAAACAUUGAAGAGUAUGGUAAAUUGUGCCGUGAGAGGACAAACAGAUCUAUGAUUAAAAAUCGACAAAUACAGGUUAUUGAUAAUGAUCGCGGAGUUCUAAUGAGGCCAAUGCCUGGAAUGAUUGGUCUAGUUUCAUCCAAUUCCAAGGACAAGAAAAAGACGCAGCCAAUUAAACAAUCUGACACAAAGAGAACAAGAAGAGAUCGGGGAGAGCUGGAGGAUAUAAUGUUCAAGCUCUUUGAAAGACAGCCUAACUGGGCCCUGAAACAGCUUGUCCAAGAGACUGAUCAACCCGCCCAAUUCUUGAAAGAGAUUCUGAACGAACUGUGUGUUUAUAAUAAAAGAGGUGCCAAUCAAGGAACUUAUGAGCUGAAGCCUGAGUACAAGAAAUCCGUUGAAGAUACGAGUGCUGAAUGACUGUUUUGUUCUUUACAGUUUAUUAUUCUAACUCCAUAAACGAAAUUUGGUAUCUUUCUUUUCGCUGAUAAGAGUCAUGUUUAGGGUAAAUAGGGUGAUCAAAGAAAGAAGCAAACUGUGUAUCUGAAGUGUGAAGGAUACUUAGUUAAUGUUUUUUUUUUUUUUAUCGAUAAAUUGUCAAAUGAGCAGUUGUAUACCUUCAAAAACGAAUUUAGUAACCCAAAAAAAAUUAAAUGUUGCCUGGUUAGUGUAUAA
Vigna unguiculata (cowpea) is the source of this 1146-nucleotide messenger RNA. Its product is annotated as Transcription initiation factor IIF, beta subunit. NCBI's taxonomy places the organism in Eukaryota, Viridiplantae, Streptophyta, Magnoliopsida, Fabales, Fabaceae. Gene Ontology annotation, cellular component: transcription factor TFIIF complex. The record is from RefSeq and is a predicted model, not a curated record. Gene Ontology annotation, biological process: transcription initiation at RNA polymerase II promoter; transcription by RNA polymerase II.